Molecule: messenger RNA, 972 nt
Organism: Fusarium odoratissimum NRRL 54006
Lineage: Eukaryota; Fungi; Ascomycota; Sordariomycetes; Hypocreales; Nectriaceae
Exons: 2
Coding region: 1-972 (323 amino acids)
Source: RefSeq, a predicted model, not a curated record
AUGACUGACGUCUAUGGGAACUCUGCGCUGACGAUUGUGGCUGCACACGCACGCGAUGGCACGGAAGGUCUGUUCUGCAAUCGCCCUCCGCUGGGCACUAAAGCACCUAUCAUCGACUGUUCAUGGGGGCCUAAUUCGAAACCUGAGCCAUACUGCCUCGUAGAUCACCGUUUAUGGAUCAGUAGCGUUGAGAACAGUCACCUAUCCUCAAGGGCCUGGGCAGUUCAAGAGCGCUUUCUCUCAACAAAACGCCUAUAUUUCACAGAGCAUCAGGUAUUCUAUCGCUGUGCCACCCACGAAGUCUGCGAGUCUUUUUCAGCGGGUGAAACGCCUUCGCAGCUCAUUGAGAAUACGGCUCUACAAUCCGUCGAAAGAAACCUGGAGCCCAGGGAGAAGUGGGUUCGAGCUGCGGAGCAGAGAACCUGCGCGCUGCUUUGGGGGGACGAGUAUCUGGUUGGCCUAUGGAGCGGUAAUCUGGUCCACGAACUGCUGUGGCGAUCAUCUUCAAAUGGUGGUGACCAGUCGAGACCGGAUCCUUGCCUCGCUCCGACUUGGUCGUGGAUUGCAGUCAAAGGAGUUGGCGUGAACAUCAACUCGACAAUUUGCAGCUCAGGAUGUCAUCAUCACAUCAAUAUCAUCCACGCCUCAGUCGACCUUGUUGAUCCUUCGCGGCCAACUGGGGAUAUACACCAAGGCUCAGGGAUCGUUCAAAUUCGCGGUUCUCUCAAACAAGUGUACUGGUCUCCGCGUAAAUACUCCGAUGGAGACUGGCGCAAGUAUCAAAUCACGUUUGAGGACGAACAGAAGGGUGCAUUGACUACUACACACCCGGAUUAUCUCGAGGACUCUUUAACGGAUCGGAGAAUUUUCUUGCUACCAGUACUAUCAACGGAAGAGGGGCAGAGUAUUGAGUGUCUUGUUCUUACACCUGUUAUUGAACAGGCCCGGAUAUACGAGCGCGUUAGACACUAG